AUGGCGGCGGGCGCCGGCGGCGGCGCGGCGGCGCCGUUCGUGUGGAAGACGUACAUGAUGGUGGAGGACCCCGGGACGGACGGGGUGAUCGGCUGGGGGAAGGGCAACAACAGCUUCGUCGUCGCCGACCCCUUCGUGUUCUCGCAGACGCUGCUCCCCGCGCACUUCAAGCACAACAACUUCUCCAGCUUCGUCCGCCAGCUCAACACCUAUGGUUUCCGCAAGGUUGAUCCGGACCGGUGGGAGUUCGCGCACGCGUCGUUCCUGCGCGGCCAGACCCACCUCCUGCGCAACAUCGUCCGCCGCGGCAGCAGCAGCGGCGUCGGUGCCGGCGGCGGCGGCAAGAGGAAGGACGCAGCAGCGUCCGGCAGCCGCGCCGAGGCCUCCGCCUCCGGGGACGACAUGGCCAUGGUGGCCACGGAGGUGGUGCGCCUCAAGCAGGAGCAGCGCGCCAUCGACGACCGCGUCGCCUCCAUGUGGCGCCGCGUGCAGGAGACGGAGCGCAGGCCCAAGCAGAUGCUCGCCUUCCUCCUCAAGGUCGUCGGCGACCUCGACAGGCUGCACCGCCUCGUCGGCGACGCCGCCGCACCGGACAACGGGUUCACCUCCGGCGGCGAUGCUGCCGAGCCGCCCUCCGCCGCGGAGGGCGGCGAGAAGCGGGCCAGGCUGCUGCUCGACGGUGACAACAUGGUGGCGCUCGGCCCCGAGGCUGUCGACUUCGCCGGGUUCUACAGCAGCGGCGGCGUGUUCGGCGACGUUGCCGUGGAUGCUGCCGUUGGAUCUGCCGGUGGCGGGUGCUCGUUUGCGUUCGGCGGCGGGUACUGA
This is a messenger RNA of Miscanthus lutarioriparius, 825 nucleotides long. The record is from the annotation of a GenBank genome assembly. Lineage: Eukaryota; Viridiplantae; Streptophyta; Magnoliopsida; Poales; Poaceae.